This is a messenger RNA of Fulvia fulva, 2634 nucleotides long. RefSeq names its product Vacuolar protein sorting-associated protein 35. Gene Ontology annotation, cellular component: retromer, cargo-selective complex; retromer complex; late endosome. The record is from RefSeq and is a predicted model, not a curated record. Lineage: Eukaryota; Fungi; Ascomycota; Dothideomycetes; Mycosphaerellales; Mycosphaerellaceae. The coding region runs from base 1 to 2634 and encodes 877 amino acids. Gene Ontology annotation, biological process: intracellular protein transport; retrograde transport, endosome to Golgi. The transcript is spliced from 3 exons.
AUGGGCUCGCCGCCGCCGGUCGAGGACCAGGCGCGGCUGUUGGAAGAUGCCCUGAGUGUCGUGCGCCAGCAGACGACGCUGAUGCGGCGAUGUCUCGAGACUCCCGGCAAGCUGAUGGAUGCGCUGAAGUGCAGCUCAACCCUCGUAUCGGAACUGCGCACCAGCAGUCUAGGCCCCAAGCAGUACUACGAGCUGUACAUGUCCGUCUUCGAUGCCCUGCGACACCUCUCCGUCUACCUCCGCGAAUCACAUCCCGUCAAUCACCUCGCCGAUCUUUACGAGCUGGUUCAAUAUGCGGGCAACAUUGUACCUAGAUUGUAUCUCAUGAUCACGGUGGGGACAGUGUAUAUGAGCAUAGAGGAUGCACCGGUCAAAGAGAUCAUGAAGGACAUGAUGGAGAUGAGCCGUGGAGUACAGCACCCAGUCCGAGGUCUCUUCCUGCGAUAUUACCUGUCUGGCCAAGCACGAGACGCCCUGCCUACCGGAGAGGGAGAUGGACCCGAAGGCAAUCUGCAGGACAGUAUAAGCUUCAUUCUGACCAACUUCGUUGAGAUGAACAAGCUUUGGGUACGACUGCAACACCAGGGACAUUCACGAGAACGAGAGCAACGAACGAAGGAACGGCAGGAGCUGCAACUACUGGUGGGUAGUAAUCUUGUUCGCUUGAGCCAGCUGGUCGAUCUGGAAAGCUACAAGAACGGCAUACUACAACCUCUGCUGGAGCAAGUGGUGCAAUGUCGGGAUGUGCUGGCGCAAGAGUAUCUGCUAGAGGUUAUAACACAGGUCUUCCCUGAUGAGUUCCACCUACAUACCCUCGAUCAGCUUCUGGCGGCGACCGCGAGACUCAAUCCUCACGUCAACGUCAAGCAGAUUGUCAUUGGGCUUAUGGAUAGACUAUCGGCGUAUGCGGCACGAGAAUCUGAGACCAAGACGCCCGAACAGCGGCAGAAGAUUGAGGACAAGUCGGUGACUUCUUUGCUGGAGAAGCUUAAAUUGUCCAAGGAGGCUGGAGAUGCAGAGCCGGUCAAGCCGACAGAGAACGGCGAAGAGGUUCAUGACGAGACAGCCCCGAACACAGAAGAGCCAGCUUCCUCCGAAGCAGCGGAAGAGACAUCCGCCAAGGACGAAGAGGAACCGAAAACGAACGGCCAGAAGCACAAUGGCAUUCCUGCGAAUAUCAAACUGUUCGAGAUCUUCUACGAGCAAGUGGUGCACAUCGUGGGUAUGCAAAGACUACCUAUACAAGAUAUCACCCCGCUACUGGUGUCCUUGGUCAAUCUGGCUCUCAAUAUCUACCCCGAGCGGUUGGACUAUGUCGACCAAGUCUUGCAUCAUGCAACGAAAGAAGUAGCACGCUUCCAGAACUCAGCCGACCUCCACUCACAACAGGCACAGCAAAGUUUGCUUGCCUUGCUUCAUGCUCCGGUCAAGGCAUACUUCUCGCUCUUCACAGCUCUAGCGCUUCCAAGCUUUGUACCUCUUUUCCAACAGCAACCAUAUCCAACACGGCGAGCGGUGGCAGGAGAAACAGCACGCAACAUCCUACGGAACGAGACCAAGAUUACGAGCCAAGCACAUCUCGACGGCGUGCUGUCAAUCUUGUCUGUAUUGAUCAAAGAAGGCAUGCAGCCAUCCUCAGGCUACACUGGUGCUGCUGCCAGAAGAAACGCCAUUGAGACUGAAGAGACUGUCGAAGAACAAGGCUGGCUCGCGCGGAUAGUCCAUCUCAUCAAGGGAGCGGACAAUGUAUCACAGUUCAAGCUGCUUCAAACAGCACGAAGCGCAUUCCAGGAAGGAAACGAACGGACGAAAUACACCACACCAGCAAUAAUCACACAAUCUCUCAAGCUUGCCCGCUCGUUCAAGCGAAGGGAACAUCUAUCGAGCGACGAUUACUCCGCGCAGUCCUCGGCGCUCUACAAGUUCAUCCACACCACAAUCUCCGCACUUUACACCAGGGUGUCAUCGUCUGGCGUUCCGGAUCUUGUGCUGCGACUUUUCGUGGCUUGCGGUCAGGUUGCGAGUCAAUGCGAAAGCGAAGAUGUGGCAUACGAGUACUUUGCGCAAGCCUUCACUGUCUACGAAGAGUCAAUAUCGGAUUCGAAGCUGCAAUUCCAGGCCAUUUGCAUCAUCUCAGGUGCACUCUCGGGCUGCUCGGAACGAUUUAGUCGGGAUAACUACGACACUUUGAUCACGAAAGCAGCGCUGCACGGUAGUAAGCUACUCAAGAAACCGGACCAGUGUCGAGCUGUGUAUCUUGCCAGUCACUUGUGGUGGUCAGUCGAGAAGGCCGAGCAGCCAGAGGGUGUCGAAUCGAAAGAGCCCUACCGCGACGGCAAGCGUGUGCUUGAAUGUCUACAACGUGCACUACGAGUGGCCGACGCUUGCAUGGACACUGCGGUUUCCGUGGAGCUCUUCGUUGAGAUCCUCAACCGCUACGUCUACUACUUCGACCAAGAGAACGACGCAGUCACGACGAAAUACCUCAAUGGCCUGGUCGAGCUCAUCCACAGCAACCUUAACACGACGGAGAACGCGAGUGGACUUGAACACCCGAGAAAGCACUUCCAAAAGACACUCGACUACAUACGGUCGAGGGAGUACGAAGGAGUUGUGACCACGGCGAAGUCAUAG